Messenger RNA from Gopherus flavomarginatus (Mexican gopher tortoise), 2753 nucleotides. It is a transcript of the gene ASB1, whose product is annotated as ankyrin repeat and SOCS box containing 1. Gene Ontology annotation, cellular component: ubiquitin ligase complex. The record is from RefSeq and is a predicted model, not a curated record. Gene Ontology annotation, molecular function: protein binding. Lineage: Eukaryota; Metazoa; Chordata; Testudines; Testudinidae. The transcript has 5 exons. Gene Ontology annotation, biological process: protein ubiquitination; intracellular signal transduction. The coding region runs from base 152 to 1237 and encodes 361 amino acids.
UUUCCCAAGCCAGGCCAGGGAAAUGACAUGUCAGCUUCAGCCUGUGUGUGGUUCCUGUGCCAGGGGCAGCUUAGCGUAGGGAGUGCCCUGGGAAGCCCCAGAGGAGUGCCAGGGAGCGGCUGGGGGGCUGCAGUGUAAAAGAGUAGGCCAGAUGGCUGAAGCAAGCUACCCCAACCGUCCUGGUUACCUGCAAAGAGAAACCGAGGCUGGCCUGGAAGCCCAGAGCAGUGACAGUCACGGUGCCACUCUUGGUGCCACAGAUGGAAAUGCAGGUCGCAAUCUGAAGGAGUGGCUGAGGGAGCAGUUCUGCGACCACCCCCUCGAGCACUGCGAAGACACGAGGUUGCAUGACGCUGCCUAUGUCGGGGACCUGGACACACUUCGGAGCUUGCUGCAGGAGGAGAGCUUUCAAAGCCGAAUCAACGAGAAGUCCGUGUGGUGCUGUGGCUGGCUGCCCUGCACCCCGCUGCGCAUAGCUGCCACCGCUGGCCAUGGCAACUGCGUGGACUUCCUCCUCCAGAAAGGGGCAGAGAUUGAUCUGGUGGAUGUGAAGGGGCAGACAGCCCUCUACGUGGCUGUGGUGAACGGACACCUGGAGUGCGCCCAAAUCUUACUGGAAGCUGGCGCAGACCCCAACGGGAGCCGUCACCAUCGCAGCACCCCUGUGUACCACACCUCCCGCGUGGGCAGGGCCGACAUCCUGAGAGAGCUGAUAAGGUAUGGCGCUGACGUGGACGUCAACCACCACUUGCCCUCGCGGGUCCCCAGCCCCUCCUCUCGCCCACUCACUUCCUUGGUGGUCUGCCCUCUGUACAUCAGCGCUGCCUAUCACAACCUCCAGUGCUUCAAGCUGCUGCUCCAGGCCGGAGCCAACCCUGAUUUUAACUGCUGUGGCCCCGUCAACAUCCAGGGCUUCUCCAGGGGCUCCCCAGUCUGCGUGAUGGAUGCUGUCUUGAGACAUGGCUGUGAGCCGGCCUUCGUCAACCUCUUGAUUGACUUUGGAGCCAACUUGAACCUGGUGAAGGCAGAGGGCCUGGAUACCGAAUCGACUGGAAGAGUUAAAGUCAACCCAGAAGCCUUGCAGAUGUUCAAAGAAGCCAGGAGCUGCCCCAGGAGUUUAUUGUCUUUGUGCCGUGUGGCCGUGCGGAGGAUACUUGGCAAAUCCCAUCUGCAUCUGAUACAUACUCUUCCAGUCCCAGACCCUAUCAAACAAUUUUUACUUCACAAACAGAGCUAGAAUGCUUUGGGGACAGUUUGCUGUACGAAAUGAGUGAGCUGAUGAAAACAGGUGCCAAUUGCCCCUCCUCCCCCAGUGCUGUUUUGAAAUAUAUCCUAUGGUUAUUUGUAUAAGGUUAUUUGUUAUGACACUACCUCUGUUGCUGCUACUUGUAACUUGUCUUGGGUUUUAGCAACACUAUUGUAUGUUGAACUUGUACCUACUCAAGCAGUGGGCUUUUAUCAGCCUAUAAAAUGCCUGACCUUAUCAAUAAUGGGCAUGUAGAACAGUACAGUUCCCUUAGGUUUUCAUGCUUCAGCUGUCCUUAUUUUGACCUUGCCCUCUUGAGGAACUGACAAUUGCUACUGUGCAUAUGGCAAGCUGAUGUGUUUUCACCUGCUGUACGGCUCAUUCUGGGGUGAAUGCAUUGGGUUUCUUGUCUGGUGCCGUGUGUUCCCUGGAGAAUAUGAAAUUGCUUGUUUGUGCCUAGCUGUUGCAAGGUAUCAGAAGAGUCCCAAGCCACAUCACUUGGCUUUUGUUGUUUAGAAAUUCCAAGCUGGGACUACUAAAAGACUAGGAAAUAGCCAACUGGUCUGAGCAACUGCAGGUGUUCUCAAAACACUCUCAGGUGUGAUAUGGUGUCCUGACCUACCUGCUACCAAAAUAUAUAUAGAUCAAGGUGGGCUACCAGAAAAAUAGGUCUCCAAUUACAUGAGUGCCUGGGAGUGGACCAACUAUAGCAAUCACUGCCAUGGCAUGAAGGGGAAAACCGAUAAGCAUGUGGGUUCUUAAUGGGGUUGUGGAGAAAGCACAUAGCAGCCUGGUCUGCACUCACCAUGGUAGUGUGGCUUAGCAAGCAGCACGCUUGGCUAUGAGCUGUGAAGGCAUCAAUCUGAGAUUCUGCUCAGAUGUUCUAUUCCACUCCUUUGUGAAUGUGGUGCCGCUCAGCCUUCUAAUGAGGACUUUCUCUAAGUUGUUCACAUCUCUCCUGAAAGCUAACAUUUCUAAUGUCCAUGGGCCAUCGAAAAACUCCCAUGGCACAUCUCAAAAAGAUAAUGUUCUGCUCAACAGCCCCGUGCGCAGUAAUGCUGGUUGAAAUAUCCGAGGACGAAUGGGAGCUGCUAUUCAGUGAAUAACUUAGUAAAUGUAUGCGUAGUGUCCUUAUGCUACCGGUAAUUAACUCCAUGCUUGUAAAUUGCUGUGGGGUUACGCUAUGCAGGAAACUCCACCAAACCAAAUACUAGUCUGCAUUCAUUGCUUAGAAACAUGCUGCCCCCGCUAAAAUGUUAUCAGUGUUUCAGCAACCAUGUAGGCAGUUAUUGAUGGAGAGGCAUCGGCAGUUUGCAAAGCAUGGCACACGCAUAUAGACAUUACUACCACUCUCCCCUGCCCAUCCUGUGUUGGCAUCAUUGUCAGAUAAAAUGUUCCCCGAUCAUCAGGUAUUUCCUACUUCUGCUGUGGACAGGACAAUUUCUUGGGAUGUCUGGGUGACUGAGCUGCUUGGUUUUAUCUUGAAUAAAGACUUAGUAACACUGCA